AUGGCCCCAAAGUUCCCAUCAGCCCCGGCUGUCCAGGUUAGCCCGGAUAUCACGAUCCAGCCGCCUCUCUCACGACGAGGCGGUGGUCCGGGCUUGGUGUUGGUUGUGUCGACGGCUGUUGACCUCAGCGAAGAUGACAAGACAUUGGACCCCCCUCCCCUGAAGAAAUGGGCUGAGGAAAGCUACGCGGUUGCCCAAGUCCUUGUGAAUGAUUCUUUUGAUGACGUUCAAGAGAAGCUCAGCACUGCUAUUGCGGAGCUGAAAAAGCUCCCGGAGCUUACUGGGGAUAAGUUCGGGCUAGUUGUAAUCCAUGACAAGGACACAGGCAAGCUGGUUGAGGCCAUCCGCUUUCACUCUGAGAUCGUGGCAUCAGUAUUUUACGGAUGUCGCCCAACCAGUGAGCCUCCUGUCCCAGCACUCGUUCACCUCGGAGCCAAAGAAGCGCCGAAAAGCGAGGUGAAAGCAACAGUAUACACCUACCCCUCAGCAACAGGCUUCUUCAAUAUUCCAGCCAGUCCCGACUACAAGGCCAGUGCAUCGUCAGUGUCGCACACGCGGUCGCUGACCUUUCUCAAGCCGCUGAUGGAUGGUCCCUACUUCGAUCUUGAGAAGAUCUGGGAGGAGCACACGUACUUUGAGUUCGCGGACCGCAGCGUCGAGGAGACGAUGGCAACGAUGGUUGACCAGCCAUAUGUCAACCAUAUCCCAGUGUUGACAGGAGGGAUUGGUCGGGCUCAUCUGACGAACUUUUAUCGUGACCACUUCAUCUUCAGUAACCCGAGAGACACAGAGCUUGAGCUGGUCAGCCGGACAGUUGGCAUUGAUCGGAUUGUAGACGAGUUUCUGCUCAACUGCACGCACGAUUGUGAGAUUGACUGGCUGAUCCCUGGGAUCCCGCCGACACACAAAAAGCUGAGCAUCCCCUUUACCAGCAUCGUCAACAUCCGCGGUGACCGGCUUUAUCAUGAGCAUAUUGCCUGGGACCAAGGGACGGUGUUGCGUCAGCUGGGUCUGCUACCGGAAUAUCUUCCGUUCCCAUAUCCCUUGCCGGAAGGCCACCGCCUGGCAUCUAGCAAACAACUUGAAUUCAGGGUACCUGUGGCCGGCGUGGAGACGGCGAAGAAGCUGACGGAUGAGAAUGCAUGCCCAUCUAAUGAGCUGCUACAAUUCACUGUGAGAGAAGCUGAGACUAGGAAUUAA
Molecule: messenger RNA, 1200 nt
Organism: Thermochaetoides thermophila DSM 1495
Lineage: Eukaryota; Fungi; Ascomycota; Sordariomycetes; Sordariales; Chaetomiaceae
Exons: 3
Coding region: 1-1200 (399 amino acids)
Biological process (GO): polyketide metabolic process
Source: RefSeq, a predicted model, not a curated record